AUGGACAUCGGGGUGCCAUUCAUUGUUUCCUAUACUCUGCUGGGCUUCUUGGUCCUUUCAAUAUUUGUCCUGGCGUUCUGCUUGAAAGACUACUAUUUUAUAUAUGACCAUCGUCUCCUUUUUGUGAUUGGUUUGGUUUUUAGUCGUUCCUUAACAUACCAUGCGGUUACAAACGUAAUUAUGUGGUAUGUUACGUACAAUAUGGAUGGUGGUUUUGUGAGAUCUGCGGUUUUAUCAAAUAUCCAAGACUCUUUAUCAUCACUUUUCGUGAUAUUCAUGGCUCACUCAGCUGAUUCAUUUGUUGGAAGAUUCCGAACACUAGUAUUUUCAAACACUGCAUAUAUCUGCGGUGUAUUGAUUUUAUGGAUAUUCAAUCCUUAUGAUGUGACAUGGCUUAUUGUCGUGGCGUUGGUUCUCCAGGCUCUUGGAAAAUCAGGAGACGCUAUUUUAAAACAUGUACUUAUUGAUUUGGUAGAUGGAAUUGACACGUCAGCAGAUCGAACUAAAAAACGUUCUCUUACACGUGGAGCAAUCUGGUGGCGCAUAGCACAUGUAUUUGGUGCGAUUGCUUCAAUACUAUGGGUUGCCCCCGAUGCUUUUGGGGGCGUUCAACCAACCUGGAGAACUACAUUCUUGAUUUGUCUUAUUUCCAUGAUAGCAGCCUUGAUUAUUUUUUGUACAGGACAUAAAGUGUAUCAUCAACGUGAGUUAACUCAAAGACCCGUUGAAAUAUUCUUCAGAGUGUUUCGUGCCAAAGUACAAAAGCUACUCAAUUCAAACUCAAGAUGUUCCAUGAAUAGUUCAGUGCAAGAAAGACUUCCAGAAACUAGAAGGCAAGAAAAUGAAGGGAUUGCACUGGAUAGAUCUCCACCGCAUUUAGAUACAAAUGGGAAAAAAUACAGAGGAAAUAGUUCUUACAAAGAGGAUAUAAAGGUGGUACGAAGCCUCUUAAGGAUGUUUCCCAUGUGGGGAGCGUUAAUCGUGGUCUCCUUAGUAUCAGCAGCCGGGAGUACUUUCUAUAUUGAACAAUUCAGCAAUCUUAAAGGUAAUGAGGAAAUUCCCGCCCAGAUGUUUGAUGUGAUUCAAGAUAUUUCAGGCUUCGCUAUCCUAAUUAUGUAUAGUUGGACUCCUUUCUCCAAAAAUGAGAAGUUUAAAAUUGGUGUUGGAAUGUUUUGUUCUGUCAUAUCUUGCGUUUGUGCAUGGAGAUUAGAGGUUUCCAGGUUGAAAGCAGUCAUUGAGCAGGGUGAUGAUGAUGAUGACACGUCCAUUAGUUUUCUUUGGUUAGUUCCUCAAUUCAGCAUCCUUGGAUGCAUGGAAUGGCUUGCUGAGGAAGGGUCGUUAACCUUUUUUAAGUCACAAAUAGAAGAACCCAUCAAGAGUUACCGUGAGGAGUAUAUGGAAGUUGUGAUGUCCCUUACACUUUUCUCAUUUAAAUACUCAAAACCCAAGGGUGGUUUGGAUACGAUGUCAACAAUGGUACUCGUCUGGACAAGUAUUAUCGACUUUUGGUGUAUCUAUGCUCGGUAA
Lactuca virosa is the source of this 1527-nucleotide messenger RNA. The record is from the annotation of a GenBank genome assembly. NCBI's taxonomy places the organism in Eukaryota, Viridiplantae, Streptophyta, Magnoliopsida, Asterales, Asteraceae.